Nicotiana tabacum (common tobacco) is the source of this 1510-nucleotide messenger RNA. NCBI's taxonomy places the organism in Eukaryota, Viridiplantae, Streptophyta, Magnoliopsida, Solanales, Solanaceae. The record is from RefSeq and is a predicted model, not a curated record.
CAUUUUAUCUCUUGCAACCAAACGACUCCUUAGCCAAACAACUUACGCAAGUUUCCUCUCCUUUCCUUCCCUCACAAACCAAACGACACCAGUCCAACCAAUUCAUCCUCCCGCUUUCCUGAGCAGUGGCUUCUUCUUCACCAAGCAAAUUCCAAAUUUAACACCAAGCAAAUUCCAAAAGAAAAAUCCCCCCUUUUCCCCCACUUCCCAUGGGAACAUCUUGAUUAGGAAGAUAAAAGAAGAAUUGAUAGUCAAUGGCCGCCAUUUCCACAUGCUUCUUCACAGUGAGACCCACCAAGACUCAAUCCAUCGCAUUCCCUCGAAAACCCUCUUGCUUUAUUCUAAAACCUUCCAGAAUACACUCUGGGUCUUUCAGCAAAAACCUGAUUUUAAGGCAUAAUAGGAGGAGGAGUUCAUCAGUUCAUUGUAGUGUUGAUGUUGAGGUUAAGGCUGGAGGGAUUGUGGAGAGUGAUAAGCUGCCGUCAGAUGUACGGAAAAGGGCAAUGGACGCAGUGGAUUCAUUGGGAAAGAGGGUUACAGUUGGGGAUGUUGCUAGUAAAGCUGGCCUUCAGUUGUCUCAAGCUCAGAAAGCUCUCCAAGCUCUCGCUACUGAUACUAAUGGCUUCUUGGAGGUGUCAGAUGAAGGUGAUGUCCUUUAUGUAUUUCCUAAGGAUUAUCGUUCAAAUCUCACCGCUAAAUCAUUUAGGAUGAAGGUUGAGCCUUUCCUGGAGAAAGCAAAGCUUGCAGGUGAAUACUUAGUGAGGGUUUCCUUUGGUACAGCAUUAAUUGCUUCAAUUGUCAUUGUCUAUACAACCAUAAUUGCUAUCCUCUCUAGUAGAAGUGAAGAAGACAACCGGGGAAGACGAGGCAGAUCUUAUGACAGUGGUUUCACAUUUUACUUAAGUCCAACUGAUUUAUUCUGGUAUUGGGAUCCAUACUAUUAUAGGAGACGACGAGUUCGCGAAGAAAGUGGUGGGAUGAACUUCAUUGAAUCUGUUUUCUCCUUUGUAUUUGGUGAUGGUGAUCCAAAUCAAGAGAUUGAAGAGGAGAGGUGGAAGUUGGUAAUAAUUGAGCACUGAAUUUAGCGGUCCGUUGCUUUUUUUUGUUCCUUUUCUUAUUUCUGCGGUGGGGGUGGCUUGGGCAUGUGAAUAAUGGGAGAGGAACUGGAAAAGGAUGGCCUUUGGUGGAAUUAGAAUCUUACACAUGUUGGAUAGAGUUGCAACCACUAAGCUACAACUCCAAGCCCAGUGGUCUAUUAUUUUCAAUAUUUCAUUGCUGACACUGUGAUUACUUGUCUGCUUUUAUGUUUUCCUCUUUUCUUCUUCCUGCUUCUGGUAACUCCUUGCCUGCUUUUUGGUUAAUCUCUACCAUCUUAAAAUGACGUGAGAUAUUAAGAUGUUCUAGUUAAAUUGUUUUGCAUAACAACGUUUUUUUCCACAAUCACUUGUUUUAUUUUUGUUGUUUCUGUACAGCAUCAUCUUUUUGCACUUACAAAUUUUUUGCCUAUCUA